AUGGUCCAUGGCGAGCUCGACUCCUUUGAUGGCCGCGAAGCCACCAUUGAAGGCGUGCACAAUGCCCUAUUCACGGGACUCGCGACCUGUCGGGGCGUGGUCUCGUCGUUUCUCUCAAGAAUCGAGACAUUCAACCCAACCAUUAAUGCCGUGAUUAGUCUGAACCCAGAGGCCCUAUCUCGGGCCGACGAGCUCGACCAAUCUCUGGCAGCGGGAAACGUGACGGGACGACUCUUUUGCAUCCCGAUCCUGCUCAAGGACAACUAUGACGCCGUGGGGAUGAACACGACGGGCGGCAAUCUAGGCCUUGCCGGGAACAGGCCCACGCAGGACGCGCCGACGGUCAAGGCGUUCAGGGACGAGGGUGCGAUUAUCUUGGGCAAGGCGAAUCUGCACGAGCUCGCACUGGAGGGCAUCUCCGUGUCAUCUCUGGGGGGCCAGACCAUCAACCCGUACGACCAUGGCCGCACGCCGGGCGGGAGCAGCGGCGGGACCGGCGCCGCCAUUGCCGCGAGCUUUGCCGUGUUUGGGACGGGGACGGACACGGUCAACUCGCUUCGCAGCCCCGCGAGCGCAAACAGUCUCGUCAGCGUGCGGCCGACCCGCGGGCUCAUCACCCGGGCCGGCGUCAUCCCCAUUAGCUAUACGCAGGACGCGGUCGGCGCCAUUGCCCGCAACGUCCGGGACUUGGCCACUGCGCUGACGGUCAUGGCGGGCAUUGGCUUCGACGGCCGCGACAACGUCACGGCAUUGGCGCCGCCCGAGGCCAUUGGCAAGGAUUACGCGGCGGAGCUGACCUACUCUGCCAAUAGCUUACAGGGACUCCGCCUUGGGAUGCUGGACGGGUUCUGGAAUCACACGGCUUCAGACGAGACGACGCCAGUCAAUGAGGCCAUGGCCAAAAUGCUGGAAUUCCUCCAGGCGGCGGGCGCGGAGCUAGUCAAUGUGACGGAUUCUCUAUAUAAUGCUACUGCUAUUGCCGCGAGACUGGACGUCCAGACGUCCGAGUACCGACAAGAGCUGGACGGCUACUUGGCGGGGCCGAACCUGGACGGCCAGGCGCCAGCCUCGUUCAACGAGCUCUACACGAGCGGCAAGUUUCUAGUGCUCCCCAGCCAGUACAACUACGUCAAGACGGCGUUUGCGUCGUCGACGAGCAAUGCAUCCUACGCCGUGGCCCAGCUCGGCAUCCAGAACCUGACCACGGCGCUGCGGCGCACCUUUUCGGACCACCAGCUGGACGCGCUCAUCUACCCGGAGCAAAAGAACCUAGUGGUCAAGCUCGGCGCGCCUUCGCAGAGCGGACGCAACGGCAUCCUGGCGGCGCUGACGGGGUCCCCGGUGGUGACGGUGCCGGCGGGGUUCUCGCCGCCCUCUGCGGCGGCGCCCAUUGGCGUCCCCAUUGGCAUGGAGCUCCUCGGCCUGCCCUUUACAGAGGGCAAGCUGCUCAACAUGGCGGCGUACAUAACGACGCAGUUUCCCGUGCGCAGGAUGCCGUCUUUUGCCAACCAGUCGGUUGAGACAAGAGACUAUGUCGAGGUGCCCGUCAUUAAGCCGAAUACUAGCAAUAUCCCCUCGCAGUAUCCCAUCGGCGUGUUAUAG
This is a messenger RNA of Pestalotiopsis fici W106-1, 1602 nucleotides long. RefSeq lists its product as uncharacterized. The record is from RefSeq and is a predicted model, not a curated record. The transcript has a single exon. NCBI's taxonomy places the organism in Eukaryota, Fungi, Ascomycota, Sordariomycetes, Amphisphaeriales, Sporocadaceae. Bases 1 to 1602 code for a protein of 533 amino acids.